Molecule: messenger RNA, 564 nt
Organism: Lolium perenne
Lineage: Eukaryota; Viridiplantae; Streptophyta; Magnoliopsida; Poales; Poaceae
Source: RefSeq, a predicted model, not a curated record
AAGCUCCGCCGCCGUCCCUAACGGCGGCCGCGCCGCCGCGGCCCAACAUCCCAACCUUGAUCCCUACAGAUCGAGGCCAAGCCGUCGUUAGUGGCGUCGUGCCGAGGGCUGCAGGUGGUCGUCGCCGUGCCAUCGAUUGCCGGCUAAGCUCGUGGAAGGUUCAGAUCGGGGAAAUCACUGUAUACGCUCUCAUUCCGGCGACAUUCGAGGACCGAGUGAAUGGAAGACAGUAGCUGCCCACCGCCAUCAGCUGUUGGGUCUGUUCCUGGAAGUCCACGAAAUGUACCAGCAAUGGAAUCAGUUAAUAGUUUGGUAAUGCCAGAUUAUUUGAGCGAUGCAAACUCUAUUGCUGAGAUCAACUCCCCGAUGCUGAAUAUUGGCACUUCUAGCACACCCAAAAAGAGGAAAUACUUCUCUCAAGAUGGCUUUUUGUUUAUCCCUGAAUGUGCUGAGGAAAUGAAGCCAAAAGUAGGAAUGUUGUUUGAAGAGAUUUCGUCCGCGGAGAAGUUUUACAAGCAAUAUGCGCACCACGUUGGAUUUUCUGUCGCCGUGGGCAGCAAUUGA